AUGGUGCCGCCUGCCUGGAAACUUCUCAGCCAGCCAUACACGGAGUUGAAGGUGGACACCGUACCGAGGACGCGCUUCAAAGACAACAGCUCUGAGAAACUGCGAAGGACUGGCAACGGCCGCACUCUCAUCAUUUUUGCUUUUCGGACUGGCUGGUAUCCAUCUCCCAGCAGGGACAUCCGCAACGUCGAGUUCUUCAUUCGCCAAGUCGUCGGUGGACCGCGAUCCGCGGACCUGGACUUCAUUUUCGUGGACACAUCGGAUCAAGGCCCCGCAAUUCCCGUGCCACACUUGGAGAACGUGAAGUACAUCUACAGGCCCAAUAUUGCCUUCGACAUGUGUUCGUACAAGACCGCACUGGCGCUGGUGGCACCUGGGCAGUACAAAUAUAUCGUGCUCAUGAACGGCACGGUGAGGGGUCCAUUUGCCACAGCGCGGGACUUUCUGGAAGCCUUCAAGCAAAUGCUCAGUGCAAAAACACCCGUGGUUGGCACCACCUUCAACUGCUUGCCCAAGGGUCACAUCCAGUCCAUGUUCUUCGUGGUGAACUCUGUUGGCGCCGAGCUGCUCAAUGCCACCUUGAGCUGUGACAUCCCAGACAAAGGGGCCGCCACUUACGGCCCGCAUGGGGAGAUCAACAUUUCGCAGAAUGUUCUAAAAGCUGGCUACAACAUCGGAGUCGUGCAGCCGUUUUGGCGCGGGCAUGACUUCAGAGAUGUGAACGCAACUUGGCACAGGUGCGAAAGCUAUCCAGAGAGCAAGGACCCUUACUAUCCAAUGAACGACGUGGAUCCCCAGACCAUGGGGCCCAAGGACAUCUAUCCAGAUGAGGUGAUCUUUUUCAAGACCACGCGACACGUGAAUGAUGGCCGGCUGGACUGGUUGACGCAACGCUUUGAGAGGGCAUGCACCAAGCGAGCAGAUCUUUGUGGGGUAGCUGCAGCUGAAGUGAUUUGGCACUGGCCGAACGACCAGCGCAGCCUCCUGGUUGUUUUUGGGCUUUGCAGCGGCUGGUUUGCCCUCGUUCUGCUUAUGGGGCGCCGAUGUAGGGACAAGAAGGUAUAG
Messenger RNA from Symbiodinium pilosum, 1065 nucleotides. NCBI's taxonomy places the organism in Eukaryota, Dinophyceae, Suessiales, Symbiodiniaceae. The record is from the annotation of a GenBank genome assembly.